AUGGAUUCGUUUGCACAGAAAAAAGCAUAUAUUCUGGAGCAGAUUUCGCUCAACAGCGAAGACAACCCGGACGACUCGCCCAAGGGCACGAUCGACGAGUUUCUGAAGCCGUUGAUUGCAACCAUCAACGGUCUGGACGACUUUGUCACCACCAGCAGCUGUUCUGGACGGGUGUCUGUGUUUCUGGAGGGCGAGAAGGGCGUUGAGGAGGGCGGGAAGGUUACUGGAAAGGGCGGAGGCAAGUGGCUUUUUGUGUCGCAUGAUCCUAAGGAGAUUGAGGGGUGGGAGAAGAAGGUGUUUGGACAGGACGACAAGAUGGCCGAGGAGUGGCUGGGCCACGUGGCACCCCAGACCAGUCUGAUUCUGUUUAAGUAUGAGGCUAUGAUUUUGCAUGUCCAAUGUCGGUCUUUGUUGGCCGCUCAGGCUCUUUAUUCGACGGCUAUGGGCUGUGGAUUCAGAGAAAGCGGGAUCGGUAGUAACAACAACGUGGCGAUCCGCAUCUCGCUCAACAUUGGAUGUCCUAUCGGCUACGGCGAGGGGGACAACUUGCAUUUGCUGGUACCCACAAGUUACCUGCAACUUCUUACUCAGCAGAGCCGUACACUGUUUACUGAGAACUUCAGACGCAUGGAUAUGCUGCAUAGGGCCAUUGAGGGACUCCAGAUAAAGAAGGAAACCGUGGAGGAAACGAAGGAGCAGCGGGCACAGCGCAAGCGACAAGAAGGGCUGCGGCGACAGAGGGAAAAGAUGGAGGCCCAACGGGCCGACAGUACUAACGCCCAUCUGCAGUCCUAG
Molecule: messenger RNA, 795 nt
Organism: Yarrowia lipolytica CLIB122
Lineage: Eukaryota; Fungi; Ascomycota; Dipodascomycetes; Dipodascales
Source: RefSeq, a predicted model, not a curated record